This is a messenger RNA of Amaranthus tricolor (Joseph's coat), 1440 nucleotides long. RefSeq lists its product as uncharacterized. The record is from RefSeq and is a predicted model, not a curated record. Bases 215 to 670 code for a protein of 151 amino acids. The transcript has 3 exons. NCBI's taxonomy places the organism in Eukaryota, Viridiplantae, Streptophyta, Magnoliopsida, Caryophyllales, Amaranthaceae.
UUUUUCAAAAACAACCCGUUUACGUUUUUGAGAAUAUCCUAAUCAAACCAUAGUCAAUUGGCUAUUUUUAUUUGGUAAAUAUAAAGAAAUUAAAUUCCGCAGUAAAUAAAGCGCUCCCUCAACAAAAACCUCGACUGACUGCCCGAGACUCUUUUACACCGACAUCUCAGUCUCUCUCUCUUGUCCCCCCUCUCUUCCAUUUCUCUCUCUAAAUAUGCAGCGCCAAUCGUUAGGAUCUCCAGGCAGAGGAGGAGGAGGGUUAGUAAUAAUCGCCAAAGAUGACACUGUUUCAACUUCCGAUGACCAAAUACGACGCGAAUCAUCACCGUCUUCACUCACCGGCGACGAUGACGAAAUCAAGCCGGACAAACCUCUUCGGCGAUGUCAUUCUCCACCUGAAAAAUUCAUUCACUGUAUUCCUAUCCUCAUUCUUAUCUCCUUCUUAAUCCUGUAUCUCUUCUCUCACGAUCCUUCUCCUAAAGAUUUGGCUCAGUUUCCAGGAUUCACGAAUCCAGAGAAAAUCAUCGAUUCGACGGACAUUGACGACAUUGGAAGAGUUGAUGGCAAUAACUUGAAAAGAAGUGGUGUGUUUGCGAUACGAAGUUUGCGGAAUUUGCAAGAGGAAGAUAAUCAGAAAUCUCGUUCUCAUCGGAAACUCGGCGAUUUUUAGUAUGCGUACGAAGCUCACGAAAUCUCACGCGUAUAAGCAUUUCCCGUCGAAAAAUUUGCAUACUAAGUUUUGUUAUUUCAUUUUAAUUUAUUUUUUUGGUUUUUUUAUGAUCUGAAAAAAGGCUGAUGUAAUUUGAAGCUGGAUAUAAUUUUAUAGGCAAUAUUUGUGUACAAAUAAAAUUCGUUUAAAUUUACAAUAAACAUCUGCCGACACAGAAAAAAACAGGGGGAAUUUAUGAAGAAAAAAUCAACUCCUAUCUCAGAGUAGUGACUAGUAAUGCUAAAUUGCGCAGAAAAGGGGCGCAAUGUAGAUAGAUAUGCGCUGGUUGUUGGAGUCCAGCUGGGAGGAUCGCGCCAUUACUCUGGUGACCUUGGAGUGCGGUUAAUGAGUUGGAGUUUGGGCCUGCCAGCCUGGAAAUUAUGUUAUUUUUAAAAUUUUGUUAAUUACUUUAUGAGAUAGUACUAAUUCUAUUUUAUUUUUAUUACUGGGCUCCGUUGUCUAUAACGCAGAGGAGGGUCAAGGGACAGAAGUGGGGAAUUUCUGAAGGAAAAAUCAGGUAUUGCUUUGUCUAGAUAUUAGAAAAUGGGCCUAAUAAAGUGAAAGUGAUUUGUUUUAAUUUAUUCAUACUCAGCUUUAGUAGUUUUGUCGCACCCUGAUAUGUACAAAUGGUAUUAGGAUCCUCUUUAUUAGUAUUUUUCUAUUAUUCAUGCUAAUAUUUUAAUAUUUAUUUUAAAACAAAAAAUAAAAUAUCAAAAUUAUUCCUAUUAAAA